Molecule: messenger RNA, 4411 nt
Organism: Monopterus albus (swamp eel)
Lineage: Eukaryota; Metazoa; Chordata; Actinopteri; Synbranchiformes; Synbranchidae
Gene: garem2
Product: GRB2 associated, regulator of MAPK1-like
Exons: 8
Coding region: 1-2439 (812 amino acids)
Source: RefSeq, a predicted model, not a curated record
AUGACCCGGAAGGAUGGAGAAGUUGUCGGCGAGCCUGUCGGAGAUCACUUGAAGCCCGUUGGCGCUGCCGUUAGACGCAGUGGCAUUUUUCACUAUUUUCUGACAUUUCAUAAACCAAAAGAUAAACUCAAUAGCUCUAUAAAUAAUCAGCAAAAUAAAAGAUUACAUUGUACUUUUUUUGGGAAAAGCUGUGCAAUAUAUCUACAAGUUUUAUUAUUUAUUGACCGGCUCAGCUCUCGUUAUAUUUGGCGCUAUUAUUUUGAAACCAACUUCGCCUUAUUUCCGUUAUUAUUUCGUUUUAUUCAGGCAACCUUGAUACAGCUCCAGAAUUUAUUCUCGCACACAGACUUUCCUAGUUUACGUCAACUCACUUACUUGCGUGAAUGUGUGGAGGGUCUAUCAGAGGAGGAUGUGGUCCUGUUACACUCCUGUCGUCAGUGGACAACAGUGACGGCCCACAGUUUAGAGGAGGGACACUACGUCAUUGGACCCAAGAUAGACAUCCCUCUGCAGUACCAGGGCAAGUUCAAGUUGCUGGAUGAAGACCGGGACAUCAGGGAUCCAGUCCAGUAUUUCUCCAGUGUGGAGGAAGUUGCUGGAGUCUUCCCUGACCGGGUCUUUGUCAUGGAGAUGAUCACCUUUAGUGUCAAGGUGGUUUCAGGGGAGUUCAGUGAAGACAGUGAGCCUUACAGCUUCACUCUGCAGGCUGGAGAUGAACUGUCCCUCAUGGGGAAGGCAGAGCUUCUCUGUGCUACACCCUCAAAGGAAAAAACAGGACUUAGUGCGCUUCUGAGACGCUUGGGAAAGACUCCUAGAAGUAAAACUCCCUGCCUUGUCUGUAUGAACCAUCGCACCAAUCAGAGCAUCAGCCUGCCUUUUGGCUGUCGUGGACGCUUUUGCACACGUUCCCCCCUGGAGCAAGGCAUGCUGGGAGGGGAGCACACGGUACGCAGCAUAAUUGAGAGGGUUCGCCUCCCUGUCAAUGUGUCCGUACCUUCACGACCACCUCGAAACCCCUACGACCGUCAUGCGGUGCGAGAGGGCCACCGCUACAAACUGCUCAACAUCGUCAGCAAGACGGUGGUGCUCUGCCUGGUACUCCGCCGACAGGAGGUCUCCCCUUCCCAUUUCCUGCUGCUGCGUUGCAUGCCACGGUUUAAUGUGGCUGAGGCCUCCGUCCACACAGCGGCUCUGGAGAACCUUCUGCUGCGCCAUGCAUUUGACCCAGAUGCCUAUUCUCGUGCUGUUAGAGAAACCCGGCCAGAGCUAGAGUGUAUGACGGAGGAGUGUGUGAGCCCGCAGCACUCCCGCAUGUGUGUGUCGGGUCAGGACUCUUUAGCACCGGCACUGCAACGCCUCUCAAUGUGCGGGUAUGGAGGUGGGGUUUCACACAGCUUAUCACAGCGCUGCAGGGACUCUAUUGGUGACAGGCUGGGGGAGGGACCAGGUGAGGAGAGGGAGUACGUGACUCCUGAGUGGACUGACGCUGAAAUGAGGACCAGUGAGGAAAUCCCUUACGAGGAACUCUGGACCAAUCAGAAUGCAGAGGGCUUGGGAAAAGAGCCAAACCUCAUCUCCUUCCAUUCGUCUUCCUCAGUGGAUGGCUCUCUUGGUACCGUGGUGACAAGAGUGUCUACCCCGCCCCCUGUACCUCCAAAAUCUGAUGCUGUGAGAGAGGAGUGUCGCUAUUUGAUCGCCCCUCCAGUCCCCCCUCGCUGCUCUAAAGGAGGCUCCAUCUCCAGUCCGGCCCCCAGCCCGCCUAUCCCACCUCGCUUUCCCAAAACCUCCACUUCCCCGAGACCCAACCUCUCCUUCUACUCCUCUGGACUUCAGGACAGCUGCUCACCUUCUCCAGAUGCUUCCCUCUACUGUUACCCGUGCUCUUGGGGGGACUGCCCUGCUCCUACCCCUGCCAGUUCUGAGCCAGUCCCUGCCACCCCUGCAGACAACACAGCCAAUCCUCAGCCAGCACAGGCCACCUGGGCAGAGCCAUGGGUGGAUUCCUUCACCUCCCCCGGACUGCGCCUCAGGCCUCCGCCGCCACAGAGUCGAUUUGCCCCCUUUGGGGCCUUGAACCCCUUCAACCGCCAGUCCCCCUGCCCAUCGCCUGAGCCCACUGCCAAUCCUACAACAGAUUCCUCCAGAGGUGCAGAGGGCGGUGGGAUGUCCGCAGGGAUCACUGAGGGGUUGUCCACGCCUCCUGACCCAACCUGGCGGCCUCCUGCUGACCUGUCUGCACUGUCAUUAGAGGAAGUGUCAGCAUGCCUACGGUUCAUUGGCCUAUCAGAGGCAGUGGUGGCUGUGUUCCAGAGGGAGCGAAUUGACGGUAGCCUCCUGGUCCAGCUGACUGAGGACAUCCUGUCACAUGACUUCCACCUGAGCCGACUCCACGUCACCAAGAUCACACAGUUCAUUCAGGGCUGGAGGCCGAAAAUCUAACACACACACACACACACACUGUCCUGAUGCUGUGCCUCUUGGCCUCUGAGCCUUCCUUAAUGUGCCUUCUGCCAUUUUGAACAACUGGCUGCUGAGCCCCACCGACUGAUAUCGAGACUUUGCAGAUGGAAACCACGCCACCCUGUGGCCAAACAGUUGUACUGACACAUGACUGGAUUGCAUGCCAAGAGUCUGACAGACUGACUGCACAUUUCCCGUCUGAAUCACAGACUGGGACUAGUUUACUAACAAAUAGCUAUACCAGAGAGCCACGUGAUGAAAGCCCCCCCAUUUCAUUUUGUCUUUAGAGCAGAUAAUCAACCACCAUAGAUCGUAAUGCUAUGAGACAGCAAAGGUUUUAGCACUACAUCCAUUUGUGUGGCCUUAAUGCUGUGGUCCUACAUAAAAUCUGACAUGAUGGGUAAACAUGCCUCCAUUUUAGGUUAUAAAAAAUAUUUUGACAGAUAAACAGAAUUAUUGCAGUUUUUAUAAAGUGCACAGUGUACACCACAGUAGGGAAGUGAGUUUUUUCAAUAUACUGUACAUGCAAGAAGCAUUAAGUGUUCCACAGCCUCUAUUCUUGAAUGUAACAACACAGCUGUAAUACUGAACAGUUGUCUCUCUGAGUUUCAGUGGCAUGUAAUUGGUACAGGUAACAAAGUGAAAGGUUCUCUUGGGAGAUUAGAAAGCGCUAGUUGUUCCAGGUCAAAUUUAAAAAAAGGAAAGUCUGAAAACCAGAAAUUUUGGCAUCCAAUAAAGUAAUUAAUGAGCUUCUGCUCAAUGAUUCAUUGAAACAUUACUGAAUAUACAAUAUUCUGUAUCAAGGACAUUUUCAGCUUUGGGGCAGUGACAUUUUUAUUAACAUUCCCUUUUAGGGUAACACGAGAUGCCCUUCUCUCUGUAGCCACAAACAAAGAUGUGUUGCCAUGUUAUGAUAGAAUUGCUGACUGCCUCCAACACAGAGUUCUCAUUUGUUAUUUACAAGACAGAAAAGCACACUGAUGACUUGAAAGAAAUAGAUGCAGUAUUAACAUACAGCAUAGGAAAGUUUGCUGUAAGAUCCACAGUCCCAUAACAGAUGAUAUCAUUAUAAAGUGUUGCAUUAAAUAUUAAAACAACUGUUGUACUAUAAUUGUCAAGUUACUGAAUGAUAGAGGAAUCAUUUAAUAUGAACGUUUCCCUUUUAAAGUUCACUUUCUAAACUGAUAGACAUUUUUCACUAUUUUCUUUAGCAGAUAAAUCAAUAAUGAAAAUUAUAUUUAGUCGUAGCCCUACUUUUUAAAAUUUCCUUUGCUGCAUAAUUACCUCCAGAUCCUUCCCAGAGAAAACUGUUACAAAAUGAGAAGUGAUCAAUUAUAAUCUUGUGAAUUAUUAUUGAUCUGUUGUGGCUGAACAUACACAGACAAAACCUCCAGUCUCUCCAGUUAGAGAGCAACAAAACAACCAGGUGUUUUCCAGGACUAAAAAUUGUUGCUUCUGAAUGAAUCCAGAUGUCAGCAAACAAAGGCUGAUGUUUUCCUCCAGCUACUUGUGCUCUGUGAAUUCUACAUACAGUACAUGUCCUUCUUAAUUAGGGAUAUAAACCAUACCUCCAUUCAGGUAGUGAUGUUAUAUAACCAUGGACUGUAGCCUCUUUACAGAGUAAAGGAAGCAAGAUCAUCCAAGUCAGCCAGAUAACUGUGAACAUGCAGUUGUGUUGUUCUAAAUGUUAAAGUAAAAUUGUUUAUUUGUUCUUGUGGGUCUCUUGUUGCUAUACAACCUGCUGUCUCAUGAUGUCUGAAAUCUUCCACUUUAAAUAUCCACAAUAUUCCCAAGAUCUGACAGGCUGAUGCCAAAACUGAACUGUUCUUCAGGACAUCUCAGACCCCACCACCACACAUACACACACACACACACACGUCCUCCUUGCUCUACUGCACCCACAUAAUAUUAAUGAACUCUCUGAUUGUGUAACUGCAAGGCCACUGUAAGA